Molecule: messenger RNA, 532 nt
Organism: Rhizophagus irregularis DAOM 181602=DAOM 197198
Lineage: Eukaryota; Fungi; Glomeromycota; Glomeromycetes; Glomerales; Glomeraceae
Source: RefSeq, a predicted model, not a curated record
CUAUAUUUCUUUAGUACAGAGAACAUUUUUAAAAUCUUUGGACAACUAAGACAUGCCAAUACUUAUACAAUUUGAAAUCGAUAUUUUUAAUUUCGUGAAUCCGUUAAUAUGUCAAAUCUGGAUAUCUCAAAUAUUGUUGACAAUCUUUUUCGUAUUUACCGAUUUUUUCCAUUUAAAAAUUAUUUGUACGAUGUUGCUCCAUUAUAUAAUACUUUUUUCUUUUACAUAAUUCAACAUGAUAUACAAAGAUUAACAAGUAGAUCACACAUCAUUCGUAUAUCAUUUUUUUUUUAACUCGGGUACACACAUUUACGUUCUAUUUCUUUUUAAGAGAAUACGGUAAAUUUUGUGAAGCAUUCUUUUUUGUGUAGUAUUCAUUCAUUUUCUAUUCUUGCGUUUUAUAAAACCAUUUUUUCCUUUUUUUUCGAAGUUUGAAUUAAUCACUUAUAAUAAAAAAUUCAUCCUUAUAUGCAGCGAUCCUUUCUUUUUAAAUAUAACUAUUAUUUACUGCGGUUAGAGAACAUGCUCUUAU